Messenger RNA from Coffea arabica (coffee), 4872 nucleotides. RefSeq lists its product as uncharacterized. The record is from RefSeq and is a predicted model, not a curated record. Gene Ontology annotation, molecular function: DNA helicase activity. NCBI's taxonomy places the organism in Eukaryota, Viridiplantae, Streptophyta, Magnoliopsida, Gentianales, Rubiaceae. Gene Ontology annotation, biological process: DNA repair; telomere maintenance.
AUGGACCGCAAUACCGUUAGACGUAUACAUUAUGCUAAUAUGCCAAAAGAGAAAAAGGAUGAGUUAUUGCAGCGAAGACGGGAGCGGUAUGCUAGGAAAAAGGCAGGUAACAUGCAUAUUGCUGAGCAAUCUAGCUAUUCAGCUAUGCCAGAAGAGCAAAAAAAUAAAAUUCGCCAGCACAGGAGGGAGUUAUAUGCUGCGAAAAAAACAGAGCACGUUGCUCCACCCACGGCUUCUACUCCUGUGUGCAAUGUCCCCAGAGUUAAACAUUGUCAGAAAAACUAUAGGGCCUUUGCCAAGAAGCCUCCCCCAGAGCAAAUUCUGAAUGCUUCUGCACCUGAGACGUGCAGCUCUGCACCAAACCCUAUUCCUGACAAUAAUGAAUUAGCUGAUUUGUUUGAUAGCAUAUCCACAAAACUCCAGUCAUCAUCAUCUGCUUUGCCUUCAUCUGCUUUGCCCUCUUCUUUAGCUACUACUCCUGGGCAGUCUUGUGUGCCUGAAGCGUAUACUGACUCCCUGGUUGGAGAAGGAACUUGUAUCAUCAAUGUUGAACCAUCUGAUUCCUCUAAACAAAACGGCAUCCAACAGAUUCUUGUUAGCACACAACUCCAAAAUAACGGUAAGCGACAAAGGACCAAAAAAGGCAGUUUUUCUCGCUUGAAACAGAUUCCAACUGAAACAUUGGUCCUCCCUGAUGCGCCAAUGUGUCAACACUGCAGUGCUAAGCGAUUCCAUUUGGAACCUUCGAAUUUUUGCUGUUCAGGUGGUGAGGUUUCGGUUGUUCAUCCUGUGAUGCCUUACGACCUCUUCCGGCUCUAUUCUGGUACAGAUGAGGACUGCGUUCAUUUCCGGAAGAAUGUCCGCACAUACAAUAAUAAUCUUGCCUUUAGCACUUUUGCUGCAAAAUAUGAUAAGGAUCUGACCAAGAAUACUAAGGGAGUUUACACUUUUCGUGUACAAGGCCAAAUUUAUCACCUUCUGAAUAGUCUGAAGCCAAAUGGCCAUCCUCCUACUGGUAUCCAGCUAUACUUCUAUGAUCAAGAGGAGGAACUGUCGAAGAGACUUGAUGCUUCUCCAAGAUUACGUGACAGCACUCUUAAACUCCUAAUGGGUAUUCUUGAACAGAAUCCUUAUACCAAGGUUUUCAAGUCGCUAAGAGAACUUCCUAAUCUGGAUGACCAUAGUAUAUUUCUUAAUUCCAAUCCAGGGCUUGAUCAGCGUUUAUAUAACAUGCCAACGUCUUCAGAAGUUGCUGCAAUAUGGGCAGAGACUGACAAUGAAGCCUUAGACAAGGGCGCCCACAUACAAGUUUAUACUCAUGCAAAUACAAGCCAUAGAAUUCAGCACUAUUUUGCGUGCUACGAUUCUCUGCAAUAUCCGCUAUUGUUUCCUCGAGGUGAAGCUGGCUGGCACUAUGGUAUUCCAAGAAACACCACUACUGAUAAAAGAAAGAGGAAGGAAACUGAUGAUGGUGGUCUUGUUGAUGCCGCUCAAAUAGGAACAGCUAUUGGUCUUAUUCAAAGGGAAAAUGAAGCUGCUGAGGAGGGAAAAAAGAAACGUGACACUGUUUCUGCUCGAGAAUAUUAUUGCUACAAAUUGCAGAUUAGAGACAAUGAUAGGUCAAUGCUCUUGCACACAGGGAGACUCUUGCAGCAGUUCGCCGUUGAUAUUUAUGUUAAGAUAGAGACCUCUAGGCUUGAAUUCCAUAGGAAAAAACAAAAAGAAAUUAGAACUGAAAUUCUUAAAGGUGUAACAGAUAGCAUCUCUUCUGGUCAGACCGAAGGUAGUAAGGUUGGCCGAAGAGUUUACCUUCCAUCUUCCUUUAUUGGUGGUCCAAGGGACAUGAGACGGAGGUAUAUAGAUGCUAUGUCUUUGGUCCAGAGGUACGGUAAACCUGACAUAUUCAUUACCAUGACUUGUAAUAGGAUGUGGAAGGAAAUACAGGACAACCUCAAAUACGGAGAAGAAGCUCAGGAUAGACCUGAUUUAGUUUCAAGAGUGUUUAGAGCAAAGUUGGAAUUAUUAAAGGCUGAAAUCACAAAAAAGAAAAUAUUUGGUGAAGUUGCUGCUUGUGUGUAUGUGAUUGAGUUUCAAAAGAGAGGACUUCCUCAUGCUCAUAUGUUGAUCAUUUUGAAACCAGAAUAUAAGCCCCUCAAUCCUGAAGCUUAUGACAUGAUAGUUUCGGCUGAAAUACCUGAUCCUGCGAAGCAACCUCAUUUGCACUUUCUGGUUAUGAAACACAUGUUGCAUGGUCCAUGUGGUUCGUUAAAAAAAGAUAAUGUUUGUAUGAAAGAUGGAGUGUGCAAGAACCAUUAUCCAAAGAGCUUCACUGACUACACAACUUAUACAGAGGAUGGUUAUCCUCAUUAUAGGAGAAGGAUGGAUGGUCGCUGUGUAAGAGUAAGGGAUCAUUUGUUAGAUAACAGAUGGGUUGUUCCAUAUAAUCCAUACCUUCUAGCAUUGUUUGACUGCCACUUGAAUGUGGAAAUCUGUUCCACUGUUAAGUUAGUUAAGUAUCUGUACAAAUAUGUUUAUAAAGGACAUGAUCGUGUGAGCUUUUAUAUCCACUCUGACAAAACCUUUGAAGAUGUUGAUGAGAUUUCCGACUUCCAGUCUGGGCGAUGGGUCGUUGCUGCAGAAGCUUUUUGGCGCAUAUUUCGGUUUGGUUUAAAUGAAAUGACCCCGAGCGUCUACGCAUUACAGGUCCAUCUGCCUGGAGAGCAAAUGGUUUCUUUUCACAGAAAAACUAAUCUUGCUGAUUUGGUUGCUGAUGUUGACUUCUCAAAGACAAUGCUGACUGAGUUCUUUUAUAUGAAUCAAACAAAUAAGUAUGCUCAGGAGCUCAAGCUGCUUUACAAACAAUUUCCUGAGUUUUUUGUAUGGAAGCCAGCCAAGAAGCGUUGGUCUCAAAGAAAACGGCGAAAAGUUGUUGGCCGAUUGGUGACUGUUAGCCCAGCAGAAGGAGAAAGAUAUUUCUUGAGGUUGCUUUUGUCUUGUGUCUGUGCACCUGCUUCAUUUGACCACUUGUUGACUGUAAAUGGCAUACGUAUGAAUUCCUACAGAGAAGCUGCUUUCCAAAUGGGAUUGUUACAAUCAGAUACGUAUAUCGAAGACACCCUUGAUGAGGCUGCUACUUUCCAGAUGCCUUCUUCGCUCAGAAGCUUAUUUGCUGUGAUGCUAGCUUUCUGCUCCCCAUCAAACCCCAAACACCUGUGGGAAAAGUAUGAAACUGAACUAUCAAGGGAUUAUCAAAAACAUAGUUCACUCACUGGAUAUUCUUCUGAAUACAUCAGAAUGUUGGUUCUUCAGGAGCUCAGCAAAUUUUUGGAACAAAUGGGUAAAAGUGUAAAUGAUUUUCACUUGGUUUCUGAUUAUCUUGGUGUUACAUUGGAUCAGCGGAUUACAAAGGAAAUUGAAGCUGAGAGAAGUGUUCAGUUCGCAGAGGAGGAUUUGCUAAUGUCUUCAAAAUUUAAUGCAGGUCAGAAAUGUGCCUAUGACUCUAUCAUGGCACAAGUUUUCUCGACCAAAGCCCAAAGUUUUUUCAUCGACGGCCCUGGUGGAACGGGGAAAACUUUUCUUUAUCGAUCACUCCUUGCUACACUGCGUUCUCAAGGCUAUAUAGCCAUUGCUGUAGCAUCGUCCGGUGUUGCUGCCUCCAUUCUUCCUGGUGGGAGGACUGCGCAUUCGCGCUUUAAGAUCCCUCUUGACAUAUCUAAAACUAAGGCUUGCCAAGUUAGUAAGCAAAGCUCUAUUGCUAAGUUGCUUAUAGAGGCCAAACUUAUAUUGUGGGAUGAAGCUUCAAUGGCUAAGAAGGAAACAAUCGAAGCAUUUGAUAUGCUUCUUAGAGAUAUAAUGGAAAGCGAUGAUCCUUUUGGUGGCAAGGUAGUGGUUUUCGGAGGUGAUUUCCGGCAGACCCUACCUGUGAUUCGAGAUGCAACUAGAGAUGUUUUGGUUCAGUCAAGUUUUGUUAACUCCCCUCUCUGGAGUGCUUUGCAGAAAAUUACUUUAACUGAAAAUAUGAGGGCUGUUAUGGAUCGUGCUUUCUCUGAAUUCUUGCUACGGAUAGGCGAGGGCCGUGAACCAGAAGACAAAGACGGCAAAAUAUCUUUAUGUAAGGAUAUGAUCAUCCCUUAUGAUGGAAAGGAAGCUUCUCUUAACAGGUUAAUAGAAUCUGUUUUUGGUGAUCUAAACAUCUAUGCUUCAGAUCCAUAUCAGAUGAUUAAUCGGUGUAUUCUAUCACCAACAAACAAUGCUGUUGAUGAUGUUAACCAGAUCAUUAUUGAUAGGUUUCCUAAAGAUCCGCAUGUUUAUAUAAGUUCUGAUAGAACUUUAAAUGAGAAAGAUCAAGGCGACUAUGAAGACUUUCUCAAUUCUUUAAGUCCAAAGGGGUUACCCCCUCAUAAGCUGAUCUUAAAGGAGAACUGUCCAGUUAUUCUUCUCAGAAACUUAAACCCAAUGGAAGGCCUUUGUAAUGGCACCAGGCUUAUAUGCCGAGAGCUCCGGCACAACACUAUUUGUGCAGAGAUUGCAGUGGGUCAGUACUGCGGUAAAAAAGUCUUCUUGCCAAAGAUUCCUCUCCAAACUUCCGACGGCGAAAAGAAUGGCAUACCCUUUAAAAGAACUCAGUUUCCUAUCAAAUUGUGUUUUGCCAUGACGAUAAACAAGUCUCAAGGACAGACUUUGGAUGAUGUAGGGAUUUACUUGCGUGAACCUGUUUUUUCUCAUGGCCAGCUAUACGUUGCCCUUUCCCGUGCAAAAAGUUCAUCUGCAGUUAAAGUCCUAAUAGUGCCAGCAACAUAUCGUGACACAGUCACUGAAUGCAAAACUAGAAAUGUGGUCUUUGAUGAAGUUCUUACGUUAGCUAAGCAGUAG